AAAAAAUAUUCAAUUUGGCAUUUGCUUGCCAGCUUGGUGUUGUGACGCUGUCUACUUUCUCGCAUUCUCCAUUGAGUGAUUAUAGUUCCUUAUUCGUAGUUGCAGUUCAAAGUCCAAAGACUUUGAGCCGUAAAAGCAUUUAAAGUUUUACCCUUUAUUUCAAGAAUUAUUAACAUGAAUCCCAUAUCAAAAGUUGUGCGUAGCUCACGCCCCAUCUAUAAGAAACUCUCUACAACUGCUACUCUUGCUGCCCCAAAACCAAUUCCUACCACUGGACUUUGCUUUGAACUAAACGAUGAGCAAAAGGCGCUGCAGGAUCUGGCCCGUAAGUUCACCAAAGAAGAAAUCAUACCGGUUGCAGCUCAGUACGACAAGACUGGUGAAUAUCCUUGGCCGAUCGUUAAGAAGGCGUGGGAGCUUGGACUUAUGAAUGGACACAUCCCAGAGCAUUGUGGGGGUAUGGGGAACUUUGGUGUGUUUGAUGAGUGUCUUUCGGCCGAAGAAUUUGCAUUCGGCUGCUCAGGCAUUACUACUGCAAUUGGAGGGACUAGUCUUGGACAAACCCCAGUUAUAAUCGCUGGCAAUAAGGAACAACAAAAGAAAUAUCUUGGAAGACUUAUUGACGAACCUCUUGUUGCUGCGUACGGUGUAACUGAGCCCGGGGCAGGAUCCGACGUUGCUGGCAUAAAGACUCGUGCUGAGAAGAAGGGCGAUGAAUGGAUUCUCAACGGUCAGAAGAUGUGGAUCACCAAUGGAGGUGUCGCCAACUGGUAUUUCGUCCUGGCUAGAACCAAUCCAGACCCGAAGUGCCCGGCAAGCAAGGCUUUCACUGGCUUCAUUGUGGAGAGGGAGUGGGCUGGAGUCACGCCUGGACGCAAGGAACAAAACAUGGGUCAGCGCGCUUCAGACACUCGAGGCAUCACUUUUGAAGAUGUCCGCAUACCAAAAGAGAAUGUCCUCAUUGGGGAAGGCGCUGGCUUCAAGAUUGCUAUGGGCGCUUUCGACAAAACAAGGCCACCGGUAGCAGCUGGCGCGACGGGACUUGCUCAGCGCGCACUAUAUGAGGCAACUCGAUAUUCUUUAGAGCGUAAGACUUUUGGCGUUCCCAUCGCCCAACAUCAGGCGGUCGCGUUCCUCUUAGCAGACAUGGCGAUUGGCGUUGAGACGGCUCGCUUGGCGUGGCAGCGCUCCGCUUGGAUGGUCGAUCAUGGUCAAAAGAACACAGUAAUGGCAUCAGUGGCGAAAUGCCACGCGUCAGAGAUCGCGAAUAAGGCGGCAUCUGACGCCGUACAAGUGUUUGGUGGAAACGGAUUCAAUACAGAAUACCCCGUAGAGAAGCUCAUGAGAGACGCCAAAAUAUACCAGAUCUACGAAGGCACCUCCCAAAUCCAGAGACUCAUCAUUUCCAGGGAAAUUUUGACAGCUGCCAAACAAACUAAUGCGUAAUUCAUUAAAAUAUUUGAUUUUUAAUAACGUUUUUAGAACAUCGUUUAUUCUUUUAAAUCUUUUCUCUUUACAAUAAAUAAAUUAGAUAUAAUAUUUUGUGUGGUGUAUAAAAAUAAAAGCUCGAGAGGGAAUAUAUUUUUUAAGAUUGUACAAUUUUAUAAAUCAUGUUGAAUUGCUUAUAAGUUGGUUCAUGUUUUGUAAAAUUUGUAUUUUUGGAUAUCUUACUAAUCAUAAAUAAAACCUUUUUCUAA
Papilio xuthus (Asian swallowtail) is the source of this 1697-nucleotide messenger RNA. The record is from RefSeq and is a predicted model, not a curated record. Lineage: Eukaryota; Metazoa; Arthropoda; Insecta; Lepidoptera; Papilionidae.